Messenger RNA from Labrus mixtus (cuckoo wrasse), 2142 nucleotides. RefSeq names its product growth hormone releasing hormone receptor, like (gene ghrhrl). Bases 170 to 1417 code for a protein of 415 amino acids. The transcript is spliced from 14 exons. Gene Ontology annotation, biological process: positive regulation of cell population proliferation; adenylate cyclase-activating G protein-coupled receptor signaling pathway; cell surface receptor signaling pathway. Lineage: Eukaryota; Metazoa; Chordata; Actinopteri; Labriformes; Labridae. Gene Ontology annotation, cellular component: plasma membrane. Gene Ontology annotation, molecular function: peptide hormone binding; growth factor binding; G protein-coupled peptide receptor activity. The record is from RefSeq and is a predicted model, not a curated record.
GUCUGGUUGAGUGUUUGACAGCGUGGAACCUCAGCAACAAGACUGACACAUUAUCUCUGUGUGACGUCUCUUUCAUUCGGCAACUCUGAGAUAAAGAAACGCAUCAGCACACAAACAACUUCCCGGUGUAGGAGUGUGGUGAAGGAACGAAAGAAACCGAACCGACAACAUGACCUGUCCGCUCGUCAGUGGGAUGUUUCUCACUCUGUCUUUGGCUUCAAUGGCUUUGUCCAGCCUGCACCCUGAGUGUGAGUUAAUAUUUCAGCUGGAAAGAGAGGAGCAGAACUGCCUUCAGUACAUCGUCGAGCAGGGCAACAGAAGCAUGGAGGGCUGUCGGCCAUUCUGGGAUGCAGUCGUGUGCUGGCCUCUUGCAGUGUUUGGGGAAACAGUCCACAGAGCUUGUCCUGCAGUCUUCUCCCUCUUCAAAAACAACACAGGUUCGGUGAGCCGUAACUGCACCACUGAGGGUUGGUCCAGACCUUUCCUGCCGUAUCACAUCGCCUGCAGUGUGGAUGCUGACAUCCCCGAGGCCGAGCAGUCAUACUAUGCCACAGUGAAGCUGAUAUACACCGUCGGUUACAGCAUCUCUCUAUUAGUGCUCACUGUUGCUGUGAUGAUCCUGUUGCUCUUAAGGAGGCUCCGCUGUGCCAGGAACUUCAUUCACAUCCAGCUCUUCAUCACAUUUAUCUUGAAAGCUGUGGCCGUGUUCAUAAAGGAUGCUACUCUGUUUUCAAGUGACGACACCAACCACUGCACCCUAUCCACAUUUGCCUGUAAGGCCUCUGUGGUCUUCUGUCACUACUGUGUAAUGGCUAAUUUUUUCUGGCUACUGGUGGAGGCGCUUUACCUCAAUUCUCUGCUGCUUUCGUCCUUCUAUCACAGCCGUCGAUGCCUCUGGGGCUUCAGUCUGCUGGGAUGGGGUGUACCUGCAAUCUUCAUUGUUCUAUGGAUUGGAUCCAGGGUGUACUUUGAGGACACAGAAUGUUGGGACAUCAACGAGGACUCGCCCUAUUGGUGGAUCAUUAAGGGACCCAUUGUUGUGUCGAUUGCGGUCAAUUUCAUGCUCUUCAUGAACAUCAUCAGAAUCCUGAUACAAAAGCUCAAUCCUCGGCUGAUCCAGUUCAAUAAUUCGUCUCAGUACAGACGCCUGACCAAGUCCACGCUCCUCCUCAUCCCUUUGUUUGGUACUCACUACAUGUUCUUCAAUUUUCUGCCUGACUACUUUAAUGUCAACCUGCGCCUCUGCAUCGAGCUCUGCAUGGGAUCCUUCCAGGGGCUUCUUGUCGCAGUUCUCUAUUGCUUUCUUAAUCAAGAGGUCCAGAAAGAGGUCCACAUGCUGUGGCUGAAGUGGCAGGAGAGGAGCUAUGGUGUAGUGCCACCUGCUGUAAAGGGCAGCCAGAUAGACACACCUUUCUAGUGGUCUCCUGGCAUGUCAGCCUUCUCCUUCUGGUUCCAGUGAAUGUUCACUGAGGAUUGCUUCUGAUCGCCUCGGGUGCUUUACAGUACACACAAUAGCCCUGCACCAUCGAAGUCUGUCUGUUCUAAACAUUUUUAAUAAUUCUUCUUCAGCCAGAACGGAGAAACUAUACGGUGAACUACAGUAUAAAACAAAAAUGUCUCAAAACAGAUGUUUUGAACUCAUAUUUUAAGGCAGGUCCUGUCUAUUUCCCAUUACAACAACUUUAGAAAGAUUAGCUGUAAGAUAGCAUUGAAAGAAAAUAAUUUUGCUGAGCAAAGAGCCUAAAAUCAGUUCUAGCUACUGUCGAUGUGAUGCUCAAUUGUUAAAAGUGCUUCUCACUGUACGCUUUAACGUUUAAGUCUAUCAAAAUGUGUUGUGUUCUGUGAUGCCUCAUGGUCGUGUUAGCCGUUAUAAAGACAACCCCCGCCAUUUGUGAUUGAGCAAAAGACUGGCAACAUGACCAGUAACAGUAUCAUGGUGAUUAUUCUAAACCAUUUAAAGUCCAUAGGUAUACCUGCUAAUUGUUGUACAUUAUUUUUGACAUGAUUGAAAUAAUAAUGAAAGAACUGGUUAUACCAUUCCCAUGUUCAUUUGUAAAAUGUGUUGUAACCUGAAAUGAAUUUUCAUUGAGAUUUAAUGUUGUAAAAAAAUAUUAAAUUACUGCCAUGCUCGCGAGGACCCCA